CAAAUAAAAGAAAUGAGGCUGUGACGUCAGAAAAGUUCGGAAGCUAAGGAUUAACGGUACUUCCAUUCGUAGAUUAACGGUUCUUCCAGCUGACUGCGGACGUCUUUUCGGAUGUUCUCCUCAACCAAUUGAUUGCCUUUUCACACUUUGGCUAUGAGUUCCGAAUUCGAGAUUUUGAUCGGCAGAAAGAAGUGUGUUUUAGAACUGACAUUUUUGCUCUCUUUACUUUGUUUGUUGAUUUAUUAAGGUCUCUCUCUCUCUGUUUUUUUUUUGAGGGGGAAAAGCAUGAGUUUUUCUCUCAGCAAAAGAGAACAUCAGUGGAAAUAAAGAGCAAAUUGAUACGUCAAAUAUAAUAAGCAGCUUGCUGUCUGCAACAAAGGGAUGGAGAAGCUGAGAAAACCGGCGAAGAGCGUUUUGCUGUCUUUAGUCUCCUUGGCCUUCGUCUUAAAGCCGCAAGGUCAGUUCUCAGUUAGAUCCCUACAGAUACGACCUCAAGCAUGUUAUAAUUCUAUGGGAGACGGUGGAACUUGUAUGUUUGUAUGGGAAUGCAUAAAAACAGAAGGUAAACAUUUAGGAACCUGUGCUGAUGGAUUUCUCUUCGGAAGUUGUUGUGGUCACAACGAUUCGAAAAACAAUCUGAUUCCACAGAUUAGCACUACUUCAGAGAGUUAUAACAGUGAACAAACAACUGAAUCUCCAACUACAUCAGUUACACAGCAUGGAAGUCUUAACAAGCUUAAACCAUCUAAUAAGCCUGAAUUGUCAGGAAUAUUUAACACGAGACCGCUUUACCCUCAAACUACAGCUGCAUCAAGUCAGACAAAACCACAAUCUGAACAGCAAUCAAAGCUUCCUGCUAAAACAACUCAGCGACCGGCAAUGAAACCAACACAAGCAACUGAAACGCCAGUUGUUCAUUUUACAAGAUAUCCAUCUUCAUCAGUAACUACUGAAAAAUCUUUAACACUUUCAACUACAUCUUCAUCAGAUGAUCUGACCCAGAAACAGAGCUCUUCAACAAAUAAAUUUGGAAAUGUCUCACCUAAUUCUACGAACGGCUGGUUCCGUCCCUCUGCUAUCACUUCUUUCUAUGCUUCAACAAAGGGCCCUCAGUAUUCAACCACUCAGAGACCACAAACUCAUAAACCAUCUACUCAUUUAUUUAUUUCAACAAAAUCAUCAACAACUCGGAGACCACAAACAACUCCAAAAUAUCGACCAUCAUGGAAGCCAAGCCCAGGAUUCACUACACCUUCAAAAUCGCAUCUUUUUACUUUUUCCAAUUAUUAUACUACACCUAAAACAACACACUUACAAGUGACCUCAACAACACCCUACAGUUCCAAAAAUAGUUCAUCAACUAGUAAACCUGUUUCCUUAGUAAAACCGACUCAGAGGGUUUCAACUACAAGAAAGCCAAAUAGCACUACUUAUAGACCUAUUUUCAGUACUAGUGAAAAAACAGUAAGACCAACCCAAAGAGUUUCAACCACAAGAAAGCCUAGCACUACCUAUAGGCCUAUUUUCGGCACAAAUGGACAUACAGUAAAGCCGACUCAAAGAGUUUCAACCACAAGAAAGUCGAGUACGUAUACCUAUCGCCCGAUUUUCAGUACAAGUGAAAAAACUCCUUAUUCUACAGUUAAACCAACGACAUUUAGCGUAUCGAUGAUACCUUUCUUUACAACUUAUCGACCGAAGCCACCGGGAACCACGCAUUUUAACUGGUUCUCUCCUCCGACAACAAAAUUGCCUGUCAGUACUAAUAAAUACAAUGCAACAAUUGUGAAUGGAAGUGUCUUAGUUGAAAGCACUGUACCCUCAAUAAUCAGACCGUCUUCAAGCAUCAAGCCAACGGGAAGCAUAUUUUCACCUUCGAAACCAUUUAUUUCGACUUCAACUGAAAGAUAUUCAACAACAGUUUCCUCUAAGCAAUCAACUCCCUUCCCAAUUUCCCCCUGCGGUUUGCAAAAUCCUCACCCUCAAAAGAAAGUUGUUGGAGGAAAGAACUCCGCUUUUGGAUCUUGGCCGUGGCAGGCAUCUGUACGACGGACAUCUUUCUUUGGAUUUUCCAGCACUCAUCGUUGCGGAGGAGCCCUUAUUAGUCGGCAGUGGGUCGCAACAGCUGGGCAUUGUGUAGAUGAUUUACUUUUAUCUCAGAUAAAGAUAAGGGUUGGCGAAUAUGAUUUUGCUAGUGUUCAAGAACCGCACGGCUAUGUGGAAAGAGGAGCAAAAAAGAAAAUUGUUCAUCCGAGGUACAAUUUCUUCACAUAUGAGAAUGAUUUAGCACUGGUGCAGCUCGAGGAAGCAAUUGAUUCAGAAAAAUACCCUCAUAUAUCUCCAAUUUGUUUACCUCCAGUAGAAGAAAGUCUUGUUGGAAAAAAUGCAACUGUUACUGGCUGGGGGAGGCUCAGUGAAGGAGGAAUACUGCCAUCAAUACUGCAAGAAGUUCAGGUUCCAAUAAUCAGUAAUGAGAAAUGUAAAAAUAUGUUUCUGGCGGCUGGAAGGCAUGAAUAUAUUCCAGACAUAUUCAUGUGUGCAGGAUUUGAAGAAGGUGGCCGAGACUCCUGUCAGGGAGAUUCCGGAGGACCUCUUCAAAUCCAAGCGGAUGAAGGCUACUGGUUCUUGGCUGGUAUCAUAUCGUGGGGCAUUGGCUGUGCAGAACCCAACAUGCCUGGAGUGUGCACAAGGAUAUCGAAAUUCAAAGACUGGGUUGUGCAACAAAUCACGUGACAAUGACAAAAUGCCUGUAGUCUUUUUUAAAGAAUAUUAACUGCUGUUUGUAUUUGAAUUUUAAAUAGCAAACCAUCGCUGAUACAUGAACUGUUUAGGAAAGGUUUCGUAUAUUUAUAUUAACUUGUUUCCCGAAAUUCCAUAGAAAGAAUGGAAAAUUUCCUUUCAUUGAAUUUUAAUAAUUGGUGCCAAAAUAUACACGAUGUGGAACUUAAAUUCUAAAAAUAAAACAUUUAAAAUAAGAAACUUAAUUUAAAAAAUUGCUUUAUUUAAUUUUCAUAGUUUAUUUAUACUGCUCCAGCUUAGAUUUUGUAGAAAUAAAAUCCUUAUUUAAAAACAAUGUGCAAUGAUCAAAUCAUUUAAAAACAAGUAUUCUUGUACAUGACAUUAAAAGAAUAAAAUCAACGCAGUUGAA
Messenger RNA from Argiope bruennichi, 3148 nucleotides. RefSeq names its product serine proteinase stubble-like. Bases 382 to 2733 code for a protein of 783 amino acids. The record is from RefSeq and is a predicted model, not a curated record. NCBI's taxonomy places the organism in Eukaryota, Metazoa, Arthropoda, Arachnida, Araneae, Araneidae. Gene Ontology annotation, molecular function: serine-type endopeptidase activity. Gene Ontology annotation, biological process: proteolysis. The transcript is spliced from 9 exons.